AUGGAAAUUUCUAAUGAUACUCCUAUAUCCGAUAUAACCGAUAAUACUUCAAAUUCUAGCCUCUCUAUGACUGCCUUUGGUAAUGAUGCUUCUGCAUCCAAUAUAACAGCUAACACUUCAAAUUCUAAUGAGAAGAAGCUUCGAGAUCAAGAGAAAAUCAUAACUCCCCAGGAUACUAAAUCUCCCCUGAAUGUAAAAGGUGGUCAGGGGUUGAUCCAAGAAUUAUUUACUCUAGAGCCGUCUCUACAAGAAUCGCAAAUAAUUCAAAACCAUAGACCAGCGGUUCUGGAGAAACUAACAUUGACCGAAGCAUGGCAACAUCUAGCUCAAUUAUGUGAUAAAGCUUUCGAUGCUGAAGAUAGAGCAAAUCGAGCUAAUCAAGAAGAAAUUUUAUAUUGGUCUCUAUAUGCAAAGGAUUUCAGACUUCAAUAUAAUGAGAUUAUAGUGAGUAGCGGAGAAACAGAUAGUAUAACCGCUCCUUCCAGCAAUUCAGAAGAUAAGAUAAUUGAGGAAGUUAAAUCUUUAAG
Molecule: messenger RNA, 527 nt
Organism: Acaulospora morrowiae
Lineage: Eukaryota; Fungi; Glomeromycota; Glomeromycetes; Diversisporales; Acaulosporaceae
Source: the annotation of a GenBank genome assembly